Messenger RNA from Mangifera indica (mango), 886 nucleotides. RefSeq lists its product as uncharacterized. NCBI's taxonomy places the organism in Eukaryota, Viridiplantae, Streptophyta, Magnoliopsida, Sapindales, Anacardiaceae. The record is from RefSeq and is a predicted model, not a curated record. The transcript is spliced from 3 exons. The coding region runs from base 39 to 545 and encodes 168 amino acids.
GAAUACCGUCAAAGGUUGAAUUUUCAUUGAAAAAGCGAAUGGCUAUGGCUUCUCCCUUCACCAAUUCAGUAGGCGUAGCAGGAGCCAGUGAUGAAGUGUACGUGGCGGCAGUGCCAUUACGAGCCUCAAAGGGACCUGCCCAGUUGCUCAUGUCUGCAGCUCAUACUCUCAGUUUAUGGGAUUUGCAGCACUUCAUGGUCAUCAUCAAACCCUCUUCACCUCCUCCUCCCCAGGUGUUUGUUUUUGAUUUUCAACCAAAAGAUCCUGAAAAUAUAUAUACAGCACUUGAAGUUCUAUCCGGUAGAGCAGUACCUGGAACUAUUCUUGUAAGAAAGUUGACAAAACUGCCAAAAAACAAAUGUUGGCUUGUUGGAUCUUCCAAAUCAGAUGCUAUUGAUGUAGCCAUUAAUUUCAACAAAAGCUGGGAAACUGAUUUGAGAGUUGGUUAUCAUGACUGUCGAGAUUAUACUGAUGGUACUAGUCAUUCAUUAAGUUUUCUCUUUAGCAUACAGGUACACACCCUCAUCUUCCAUUCAUUAAAUUAAACUAACUUAUUCAUUUGUUUGUAACUUGGAAGGAUUGGUUGAGCAUCUCACUGGUAAAAAACAUGUGCUAAAAUACCUGAGAAGUGGUGGGCAGAUUUGAACCAUAUUCAAUUGGCUGCUUGAUCAUUAGCAAUGCUUCUCUUCUUUCUAUUACCAGUUAUACAUGAGUAAAAUUUCUGCUGUCAAAAUAUGUUAUGUAUCACCAUGAUUUUGUAUAAGGAGUCCUACCUUACAUGUUCAAGCUACCCUGGCUCGCUAAUUUUCAACAAAUUCUUAUUCUUUUUUAGCAGCUCCUUUGUAUUCUUAAUUAUUAUAUGGUAAGAGGAUAAAUCAUUUAUGCA